CAGGGAGGAAGGAUGUAGCUAAAUACCAUGGCUUAAAGCAGAGAAAAAGCUUUUGUCACCCUUUCCGUUAGUUUUGUGUGUGUCCAGUGUGUAUGCAGCCUCAUCUCAGCAGUGGGAAGACCUCAUCUAGAGAUAUUUCAACAUAAAUGUACUAAUGAAAUAAGAGUAUCAUGAAGCUUUAGACAUUAGAAACAGCUGUGAGAGGGGAACUCACUCACUAGCCAGGAUACAGUGCAGAUCUUUACAGUAAAGGAAGAGGGGAGGAGAGGGGGAGGAGAGGAGGAGAUGGGGGAAGACAUCACUGCCUCCCCAACCACAACCACCGCCAAAGGAAACACUGUAAUCUCAAGGAACAUCUCAACGAAUUCCUCAGGAAUCACCACGAAGUAAACCCCCAGGCUGCUACGAUACAUUUCAACGUCGUUGAUUCGGAUUAUCCGUCUUAUUUCUUCUGUAAAAACCGACCAAUCGCAUGCAGCAGCACUAGUGUACCCAGCCUGUCCUACAUUUCGACUCUUAUUUAUUUAUUUAUUUUUCAUAUUUACAAGGCGUUUUAGGAACGCUAGCCAUUGGAUGUCUCCUGUUUAGGCAGUAAUUAAUAACGUUGUUAUUCUGUGGAUUGGACUGGAAUGAGUGGAAGCUUUAGGGCGGAGAGAGACGGAUGCGGACGGACAUUGUGAUCCCUGAUAAUACAGAAGAGAAGAGAUGCUCCACGGGGAUUAUUUUAAACCUCUGUGUUGACCUCUCAUCCCAUCCCGAGGAGCAGGAACAAACGCGAUUGUGCUUCGGUGCUUCCCAGAAACCAAAUACUGAGAAAUUAAUGCUGCAAAUGAAGGUUUAAAACACCGAGGAGAGAGGUUAUAAAUAGCGGACCGAAGAGGAAAUGGCCCUUUUCUUCGUGCCUGGUAAUAUCAAUUGAUGGUGAUUAUUUGUGUACAAUAUGGGGAGCGACAGUGAAAUAUUGAACCGGGAGCUGUCAAAGAUGUCCGACGAAGACUUGCUGACUUGUUCUAAGGAAGAGCUGGUGAAUCGACUCCGCAAAGAAGAAUCGGAUAAGAUGUCUGCUCUCAUACAGCGCGGCCGAUUAAUCAAGGAGGUCAAUAAACAACUGCAGGGACAUCUGCUUGAAAUCAGGGAACUCAAAGUCAUCAACCAGCGGCUGCAAGAGGAGAACCAGGAACUUCGGGAUUUAUGCUGCUUUCUGGACGAUGACCGUCUGAAGGUGAAGAAGCUCGCGCGUGAGUGGCAACUAUUCGGCCAUCAUGCUGCCAAAGUGAUGCGCGAGGACCUCGGCGGAUACCUCAAGAAGCUCGCCGACCUGGAGCGGAUGCAGGACGGUCUGGUGAAGGAGAAUCUGGAUCUGAAGGAACUUUGUUUGGUGCUUGAGGAAGAGUGCGUGAGCAGAAGUGAUUCCAGCCCGGGUGGCUCCACGGAUCUCAACAUACCGUGUAUGGUGGCCCGGGAUGUGGGUGACGGGAGCUCCAGCACCGGGAGCGUUGGCAGUCCAGACCAGCUGCACUUGGUGUGUUCACCAGAUGACUGAAGGAAAGGAGCAGAGCCAUAUUACUUUAACCUUCUCUCUUGAUGCUGAGACAGACUUUUUAUGCCUACAAAAGUAGUUUACAUUUUCUGACAAUGACAUCUCAGAUUUCGGUGGAAAUAGACCAAGACUUAUAAAGUAGGCUAGUUUACUGAUGGGCUUUUUGAUGCCAUAAGGACAGUUUCUCUAUAUUUAAUUGAUUAACAUUUUAUAGCUGGCAGACCUUUAAAGCUGGAGGGAAAUUAUUGGGAGCCAGGCAAAAUAGAAUUAUUUUUAAGCUUUAAAGUGACAGCCUUUUCUUUCAAAACCUGUCCUCCUGCUGGGAAAAUCCAGCUUACAGGAUUAGUUCACCUUCAAAUUAAAAUUUCCUGAUAAUUUACUCACCCCCAUGUCAUCCAAGAUGUUCAUGUCUGAAAUUAAGGUUUUUGA
Molecule: messenger RNA, 1969 nt
Organism: Megalobrama amblycephala (Wuchang bream)
Lineage: Eukaryota; Metazoa; Chordata; Actinopteri; Cypriniformes; Xenocyprididae
Gene: ccdc85b
Product: coiled-coil domain containing 85B
Exons: 3
Coding region: 941-1543 (200 amino acids)
Biological process (GO): negative regulation of DNA-templated transcription
Cellular component (GO): nucleus
Source: RefSeq, a predicted model, not a curated record